This is a messenger RNA of Cyclopterus lumpus (lumpfish), 5453 nucleotides long. It is a transcript of the gene strn4, whose product is annotated as striatin, calmodulin binding protein 4. Gene Ontology annotation, molecular function: calmodulin binding; protein-containing complex binding; protein phosphatase 2A binding. Gene Ontology annotation, cellular component: dendrite. The transcript is spliced from 18 exons. The coding region runs from base 216 to 2543 and encodes 775 amino acids. NCBI's taxonomy places the organism in Eukaryota, Metazoa, Chordata, Actinopteri, Perciformes, Cyclopteridae. The record is from RefSeq and is a predicted model, not a curated record.
ACUUUAUCUUGAAGGUUUAGAAGCGGAAGAGUAGUAUUUUGUUAGCUGAAUAGUAAUUUUGCUCUGUGCGUGUGAGAAAGGCGAUAAAAGAGGGUCGCCUAUUGCGAAGUGCUGCUGGGUUGGAAGAACCGUACGAGGUACUUUUUGUAUUAUUAUUGUUCGUACACUCUGCCCAUUUACGCCUCCUUAUCCUGGCGAAAGGUUGAACGGGUAAAAUGGAGGCGGAUAGAUCCGGCGGAGGACCAAACCCGAACUCCGGAGGAGGCGGCAGCGGAGCGGGGCGCAACCCAAACGGGCCCAAAGCAGCACCGGGCCAGGCGACAUCAGCUGCGGCCAACGGAGUGAUGGCAGCAGCGGCGGCGGCGGCGGCGGCAGCAGCAGCAGCCGGCGCAAUGCCCGGAUCGUCGCAGGCUCGGGAUCUACAGGACGGGGACUCGGGAAUGACGCUUCCUGGGAUCCUUCACUUCAUCCAGUACGAGUGGGGACGCUUCCAGGCCGAGAAAUACCGCUGGGAGGCGGAGAGAGACGAACUCAGGGCUCAGGUGGCAUUCCUACAGGGCGAGAGGAAAGGGCAGGAGAAUAUGAAACAGGACCUGGUGAGGCGGAUCAAGAUGCUGGAGUACGCCCUCAAACAAGAGAGGGCAAAGCAUCAGAAGCUGAAGACAGGUAAUGACCAGAGUCCCGGAGACAAGAAACCAGAGACAGAAGCAGACCAACUUCCCAAUGGGCCGGCUGAGUCAGACUCUGAGCCAGCCAAUCAGAUGUCCUGGAAAGAGGGACGUCAGCUACUACGCAAAUAUCUUGAAGAAGUGGGUUAUUCAGACACCAUCCUGGACAUGCGAUCUAAGCGUGUGCGCUCGCUGCUCGGGCGGAGCAGCCCAGAGGCCAACGGGCCUCCACCCAGUGAAAUCAGUCCUGAGCCUGAGCCCCGGGCAGGUGGAGAGUCCAUGUUGGUCAGACAGAUAGAGGAACAAAUCAAGAGAAACGCAGGCCAGGAAAGCUCUAAGGAACGUCUGGGCGGCUCGGUGCUCGAUAAGAUCCCCUUCCUGCAUGGCUGUGAGGACGAUGAUGAAGACGACAGUGACGAGGAGGAUGACUUCCAAGGCAUGGCCACUGACUGCAUCGAUUCACCGCGAAAGAACAAGAAGUCUCGUGUAAAGAUGGCUUCGGAGCCCAUGACCACAGACCUGGACCCGGAGGACGAGGAGGACGAAGACGACUCGGAAGAUGCCCUCAGUGAAUUUGACUUCCUGGGCUCGGGGGAGGAUGGGGAGGGGGCGGGAGAGGCCCGGAUCUCGGGGGACGGACGGGAGUUAGAGAACCGCAGGAACAAGUUACAAGGCAUGAUGUCGGACUUCCCCCCUAAACCCACCCCGCCCCCCUCUGUAUCAGGACAAGCUCGCCCCGGGGAAGGUGGUGCCCUGGGUUUCUCCUCUGACGUCUUUAUUAUGGAUGCCGUCGGAGGAGGAGACAUGAACCUGGGUGAACUGGCUGACCUCACCGUUGCCAAUGACAACGAUCUCUCCAUGGAUAUGCAAGAUAACAGAGAAGAGUUUAAGAAGACAUGGAACCCUCGUUUCACACUACGCAGCCACUUUGAUGCCAUCCGCGCUUUGACCUUUCACCCCAGUCAAGCAGUGCUGCUCACGGCCUCUGAGGAUGGCACUCUAAAACUGUGGAACCUCAACAAGGCCAUGCACUCUAAAAAGAACGCGGCGUUGGAUGUGGAGCCCAUCUACACAUUUAGAGCACACAGUGGAGCUGUUCUGUCGCUGACCAUGGGCGAGGACGGAGAAUCCUCCUAUAGCGGGGGUCUAGAUGGAACUGUCAGAUGUUGGAAGAUGCCAGACCUCAAUGUGGAUCCUUAUGAUAAUUAUGAUCCUGGUAUCGAGAGCAGUGUGCUAGCCGGCCACGAGGACAGCGUGUGGGGUCUAACUUACUCGGAAGUUCACCAUCGUCUCGCCUCGUGCUCAGCCGAUGGCACCAUUCGCAUCUGGGACCCUCAGAAUUCUGCUCCCUGCCUGUCUGUCUUCAAUAAGGAGAGAGAGCACGGAACACCCACCUCGGUAGCCUUUGUGGCCACGGACCCCAACCAGGUGGUUGUGUCAUUCGACGGCGGUGAGACGCUGCUCUACGACCUCAACACAGAGCAGAGCAUCACUGCACUAGAGACAGAGACCAAGGAUGGCAGUGAGCUCAUCAAUUGUGUGGUCAGUCACCCAUCUGAGCCCAUCUCCGUCACUGCACAUGAGAACCGCACCAUCCGCUUCCUAGACAACAAGACAGGUAAAGUUGUCCACUCAAUGGUGGCUCACCUGGAUGCGGUCACCUGCCUCACUACAGACCCUAAAGGCACUUACCUCAUCUCUGGCAGCCACGACUGCUCGGUGCGCCUGUGGAUGCUGGACAACAGGACGUGCGUGCAGGAGAUCACGGCUCACAGGAAGAAGCACGACGAGGCCAUCCAUGACGUGGCCUUCCACUCUUCACAGCCCUUCAUCGCCAGCGCCGGCGCAGAUGCACUUGCCAAGAUCUUCGUCUGAUCGCACUGUCGUCAUUCUGUCCUAUAAAAACAACUGGGCCAAAAGAGACUGAAGACUACAGUGGACAAAUGUCAACCGCUUACACACACACUCACACACUUGUCCUGUACCCCACUGGCUGGGUCAUCGCCACAGGACAUCACCUCCUCUCAAUCGUCCACUCUGAUGCCUCAGUGACUUCUUGUAAUACUAAUCAUACCGCCUUUUUAUAUAAACCCUGCUGCUCCUUUUUUCAAAUAAUCAUAUUUGGAAUAACACUUUUCUACACUACAAAAUUCCGUUCUGCUUUCUUUUCAUUCUACCAACAAGUAUUACAAACCCCCAUGUGCAUGUGUGUGUUUUUGUGUGCUUGAACUGCUGACACACUACUCUCACAGAGAAACCACCAAGGAAACGCUCGCACUGCAGAGCACACAUGAUGCACCACUGCACGCAUUUCAGUUGAGCUCUCAAUUUAACAAAUUGCUUGUGGCUUACAUUCAUAUGUAGACAUGACUAAUAACAGUUAUCUUUCCCAAUGUCGGCAGAAAACACCUGGCCAACCCCUUCAUUGGGAAUCAAUGUAUUACAUUCCAAAGACUGCAGGUAGAGUGUGUGUGUGUGUGUGUGUGUGUGUGUGUGUGUGGUGUUGUAUUCAGGUUUGGUGUGUUAACGGGGCUGUGUGUGAUGUGAGGAGCCAUUGGACAGUUGCUAACCAGUGAUGAACAAAUAGCUUUAAUUUCCACUUUAUGGCAAAGUCUCAUUGUAUGUAUGAGUAUUAUAACGUCCCCAUGAUAUGUAAGAUGAAAUGUCACUCUGCUGUACAAGAUGAAUGAACAUGUUUCCGCAAUCAUGGUCCGUUUCUCCAAAUGUGCAGUUUGAACCCUGUAGACUGACGCUCUCACGACACAUUAACCAGCUAACGGUAGAUAUCACGAGAGUGCAGUUAAAGUCGGUUGACUUGCAGAGGUAGUGAGGCCGGGCCGUAUGCUCUCAACAAGCUUUUUACUGUACGGAAGAGUGAGUGCCUGUGUUGCUAUAUGCACGAGUUAAAUCACGGUGCUAUGAAAGACCUCGUCAGUCUUGAGUCGGGAUCAGGGAACGGUUUUGUGUGCUCGUGUGGGAAAGAGAGACUGUGUUUCUCACUCAUCGGGCUAUGAAGUGAACCUGCUUUUUAAAUGACAAUUCAUUGGUUAAUCAUUUCAAUAGCGGUGGUCACAUUUUAGAAUGAACUAUUACCGUCUCUCAUUAGAGAUGUGAAUAGUGUCACCAUUGAUCGUUUUAGGAAUGUACAGAGCUGAUUGUGAUUUGUUUUACAGUACCACUCGGAUGAGAGCUGUUCAAAUUGUCUUUUUUUUUUUCAUUUCAUCUCGAAAGUCGGUGCCAGUUUGUGGAUGGCGCUUGGUUCUGGCUUGUUGUUAUUUAUUCAGGCUUUCCAAAAAAAAAAAAAAGCUUGACAUUACCUACACUUGUAUGUUUUGGUGAGGUUCCCUUGCCUUGUUUUUGACGUGCAUCAGUUGCACGGUAGCACAUUACCCAGAGAGCUAAUGAUGUCUCCUCUUUCUGAAGAGGUGGGAGGAAGAAAAGGAAGAGAGACCAUUUUCAAUUUAGCCACUUAUGCCAUUUCAGAAAAAGAAAAAAGAAAUAGAAGAAAUAAUGAAUUGGAGAUGUUCUGGGGUCAGUUAAUGAAACAUGACUCUGCAGCUAAUCUGUCUUGCUGAUCCCUUCCGGUUCUGCUAUUUUGAGCUUAACCCUGAGGACAUUUGGUUUAGGUGGAAACAUUGUUCCUUUGAGACGCCUCACGUCUAUCUCGGUUUGUUUACUGCAUCUAAACUGACCUGACUUUAAAUUACUUGACUGGUAAUUGUAUCGUAUUACCUGGAGAAGACCGAAUAAAUCUGGUGUUAAAACGCUUGGUUCAGGGGACCCUUCACCUCUUCAAGAUUACAGGGUCACACUGGGGGUCAGAGGUCAGAUCUAAGGGUUAAAAGUAGCCUAGAUGUAAACACUUCUUUCCUAAUCACUGCGGACACUAGCAUUCAUAGUUCAGAUUUUAUUUUUCUGAAACAGGAUGGUGGACUGUUCCGGACGGAACUACAUUAUUGUACUGCUGCUGGACAUAACAUCCUGUUAUCACAUUAACUACUAUUUGGCUCCACUUUGCACUACAUUUAAUUGUGGAUGCUUGUGGUGAGGAAUGGUUACCAACAGGGUGCAGAAAUAAUGGUUUGCAUGUAUUUCUUAUACAAUCUAAAGUAAAUACUACAAGGUGAAAUACCUGCUGUAGCUCGCAGUUAUUUGAUAGUGAGGGUGACAUAGGGCCUCUUUCUAAGACAAAUCAGUUUGACUCAUCAAAAAAGAAAUCAAAACAGAGGUUGUAAAUGAUGACUCAAAAUGCCAUUAAGUGCUGUAAAUGCCCAUCAUUUCCUUGCUUUCUUUCUUGCAUUUCUUUUCUUUGAUUAUGAAUAUGAUUAUUAAGAUGUAAGAAUACUGUAGUAUCAUGAGUGAAUCAUUCUUCCUUGCUAGGCAUAGAACUUGCUUGUGAUUGAUAAUGGCAAUGUAUAACUUGUAAAAAAGAAAACAAUUAAAAAACAUGAAAAAGAAAAAUGUAAAAAAAAAAAAAAAAAAAAUCUGUUACCAGUCAGAGGCCACGGUAAAGGACUCUCAUUUCUUUGUUUUUAUUUUUUUAUUAGCAAUUUAUCACUGUGUGAUAUUUUGUACAUCAUAUUACGCUGUAUUCAAACUAUUUCCUCUAACUACAAGGGAUAAGAGACCUGCUUUUUAUUAUUUUUUGUUUUAUUAUAUAUUUUUGAACUGCAUUCUAGCGUGUAUCAAAUGACUUUCUCUUUUUGUUUACGGGUCCCCUGUCGUAUGUCAUUAAGGAAGAAAAAAAACAACUAAAAAUGAAGAUUUUUGUACAGUGAAUUGAGA